Molecule: messenger RNA, 822 nt
Organism: Trypanosoma rangeli
Lineage: Eukaryota; Euglenozoa; Kinetoplastea; Trypanosomatida; Trypanosomatidae
Product: RNA-binding protein
Exons: 1
Coding region: 1-822 (273 amino acids)
Cellular component (GO): eukaryotic translation initiation factor 3 complex; cytoplasm
Molecular function (GO): RNA binding; translation initiation factor activity
Source: RefSeq, a predicted model, not a curated record
AUGGCGGCAUGGGCGGAUGACUUCGAUCCCGUGCUCGAGGACGCAUUUGCUGACGAAGCAUCAGCUCCCUUUGAAGACGCGGCGGAUGGCCGCGCAGCCAACAAUGACAAGCUGGCCUGGGAAAAUGCCAAGACUGUUGUUGAAACCAUCACCGACAGCGAGAACAAGCGGUACGAAAUUGUGAAGAAGGUCCGGACCUACCAUGUGGAUCGCCCCGUCACAGUUGUAGAUAUCCGCGCCAAAUGGAAACCCUUUGGUAAGAGCAGCGAUAAUAAUCAGGACCUCGUCUCACGGGACCCUCCUAUUGUGUUAGAGUUGGGCGAAAUUGACCCAUUUGAACGCGUGGCGCGUGACGAAGUAGUGCGCCUUAUGAAUGAGGUGGAACGUAUGAAGAUGGAUGUCACCGACCCCCGCCUGGCCCGCUUUGCGAAAAUCAAGGAGGAACAAGAGAAGGCUGCACAGUUGGAGGACGCGCAGACAAAUCAGCCGAAGGAGCGUACAUGGGCCGCUGCUAGGGGCGAAAAGACCUCGGCGCAGCGCAGCGAAGACACCGAUCGUCGGCUGCGCAUCACAAACAUCUCAGACGACAUUACUGUGGAUGAGCUUUACAACAUCUUCCACACCAGCGAGUACCGAAUUGAGAAGUUGUUCCUUCCCACAGAUAGGGAAACGAAGAACUACCGAGGGUUUGCCUUUAUUACAUUUGAAACCCCUGAGCAGGCGGAACGGUGCCUUAAGAAGACUAAGGGUGUGGCACGUUUUAAGAAUACGGUGAUGCACAUCGUGCGCGCCCUCCCGGAAGCUGAGCGAAAGCGGCUUUGA